This is a messenger RNA of Lytechinus variegatus (green sea urchin), 1451 nucleotides long. RefSeq names its product PE-PGRS family protein PE_PGRS18-like. The coding region runs from base 303 to 1394 and encodes 363 amino acids. The transcript has 2 exons. Lineage: Eukaryota; Metazoa; Echinodermata; Echinoidea; Temnopleuroida; Toxopneustidae. The record is from RefSeq and is a predicted model, not a curated record.
GCGUUUGGCGGGAGAGGUCAAACUCCUUGAAAUAGAGGCCACAAACCUCAUGUCGGAAGAGAGACAAGAAACUGUGCUGUAGAGCGAGAGAGCACUGGGGUAGUCUGCUAAAACCAGAUGGAUAUCUUAAGAGUGACUUAUGUAGCAACAUCCUGAGGAAAGCAGACAUUUUGAAAAAGAAGGGACGAAUGUGAAUUAACUGUUUGCAGGAAUAUUAACGGUGCGGCCAUUGCUGUGUUAAAUAUUUUUGUUGAUCAAAAGGCUUCUUCAGACAAUCUUGUAACUUCAUCUUGAACAUCAAAAUGGCAUUUAUGCAAUUCAUUUACAUUUUUCUUAUGACAGGUUCAUCGGUUCUGGCAGGCCCAUUACACAACGCUGCUACAAAUCGAGAGAGCAUCAGAACACAUAUCCAGACACAUUUCAACGUGGAAGGAAGCAUUCCCUGUUACCUGACAAUCAAAGGGAACUGUACACGAGACAUGAACAAAACGACAAUUAAUUUGAAAGGAGCUCGUCCGGUCGAAGUAAGAGGAGACAAUAUUGCUGCAUUGAGAGAAAGACCGAUGUACCCAGGGGAGCUGAAAAGUCCUUUGGGUUUCAUGAGACGGCAGUACAGUAGUAGUGACUCAAGCGAAGAGAGGGUUCCAACCAUGGCAGAUUAUGAUCAAUAUGAUCCAAGCUCAAACUUUGAGGGGGUCCCACAAGGCCCGGUAGUACCUGGUGGGGGAGGAGGUGGCGGUGGUGGUGUUGGAGGUUCAGGUGGAGGGAAUGCAGCUGCCGGUGGUGGUGGCGGCGGUGUUGGAGUUGGUGGUGGUAUAGAUGCCGGAGAAGCGGGUGAGGGUGGUGCAGGAGAAUCAGGUGGUUCCGGAACUGGUGGAGCUGGGGGAGGAACGGAAGGAGCGGGUGAAGGAGGAGGUGCUGCAGGUGGUGGGGGUGGAUCGGAUGUAGGAGGGGGAGUAGGAGGCACAGGUGGAGCAGGAGGAGGAGCAACAGGAGGUGGUUCCGGAGGGCCAGGAACUGGUCCUAGAUCUCGCCUACCAAAUAUCCCUAUUAUACCAGCAGUCAACUCCAAUCCUCGUGUGAACUACCCGAACCGACAAUUCCCCGUAAGACCAGCCCAACCUCAACCGCCUCCAAGAGCUGGUACUGGUGGUGGGGCAGGUCCCCAUGUUCCUCUGAUUCCCCAAACAAUAGGACCAGUUAUCAAUCACUCCAAUCAGAAAAAGAAACCAUCUUCCAUGACUGCCGCUCUUACAGCAACCUUUGUUUCUGUAAGUAUAGCAGUAGGAGCUGCUGCAGCUGCAAUCGUAGGAUAUCGAAAAUGGAGACGUCAACAUCUACAAACAUCAGCAAAUUAUCAGACGAUGUCUCAAAGGGCAGUUGUGAAUGCAUAACAAAUGCUCAAUUAUAAAGACAAUGAAUACAUAUAACUGACUAAUAUGAUUUGUAAA